GAAGACUGUCUCUAUUUGAACGUGUAUACCAACGAUGUAACACCUUCAAAGAAAAGUGCUGUGAUGGUAUGGAUACAUGGUGGAGGCUUUUUUGUGGGAGACGGUACCUCGUUUUAUUACGGUCCCGAUUAUAUCAUGCGGAAGGAUGUGGUACUCGUCACCCUGAAUUACAGAUUAGGUGUUCUAGGUUUUCUCAAUUUUGAUGAGGAAAUGGCGCCGGGAAAUCAGGGCUUAAAAGAUGUAGUUAUGGCGUUAAGAUGGGUUCAAAAAAAUAUAUUGCAAUUCGGUGGAGAUCCCGAUAACGUCACAAUUUUUGGUCAAAAUGCGGGUGGAGUGAUGGUUCAUUAUCUAACUAUUUCACCGUUAGCUAAAGGUUUAUUUCAUAAAGCAAUAUGUCAAAGUGGUGUCAUGACAGUUCCUUGGGCUUUCACUGAACAAGACGAUGCUAUCAAUAAUGGUCUGAUGUUAGCCCAGAAGCUUGGUAAUGCGACUUUUGAUCCGGAAGACGCCUUGAAAUUUCUGAAAGACAUAGACGGAAGAAAAUUGAUAGCAGCGAAGAAUAUUAUGUUCUUGCAGAUUGGCUUAGAUAUUUUUCUUGCAUUUACGCCGACUGUGGAUUCCAAAUCAUCGAAUCCUUUUUUACCAGAAAAUCCAUUGCAAUUAUUACGUAAUGGAAUUGAAAUGCCAAUCAUGUUCGGAUAUAAUAGCCAGGAAGGCAAUUUUUUCAUAAAUGCCAUUGUGGUCGGCCUGGUAAACUACGAGACUUUAAAGGAAAUUAAUUAUGAUUUCAAGAAAGCCAUAUAUCCUAGAGUUUUGCGUCAAUUACCACAACUUGGGAUCACGGUACCAGAAUUACGAUCAUUGUAUUUUGGUAAUAAAACAGUGUCGGAGAAAACUAUAAAGAAUCUUUCUGAUUUUAUCGGCGAUCAGCAUAUCUAUAGAGGCAUUAUACAAGCAAUUGAUACUCAAAUGAAUUCUAAUGUUAACGAGUCGACUUACUUGUACAAAUUUUCGUACAAAAGUGAAACCUCUCCUGUGAAGAAAAUAUUUUUUCAAAAACCGCUUUCAGGUACAUCUCACUUCGAGGAACUGGGCUAUUUAUUUUAUCCUCAUAUAGGAAAAACAUUCGGUGUGUUACCAUUUGCACGUGAUACGCCGGAUUAUAAAAUUAUGGAAUACUUAACGCAGAUGUGGACAAAUUUUGCUAAAACGGGAAAUCCAACACCUUCUUCAGCUAAUUUUACAUGGUCUCCAGUGAAAAAUGGAACUACGUAUGAUUAUUUAAAUAUUAAUAAAAAACCUCGAAUGACGAUUCUUAUUAAAGGAAACCAACGAUGGGAUUGGGAGAACAGACUUAAAUUAUCAAAAGAGUUAUCCUUCGCCGCAUUGUCGAACAGAGUAAAAGUAAAUGUGUUUGGAGGGACAUUAGUCGGCAUCGUCGAGGAAAGCAUCUAUGGUUCUUACAAUGCCUUCCGUGGAAUAUCAUAUGCUAAACCUCCAGUGGGUGAUCUCAGAUUUCAAGAUCCGCAACCACCAGAACCAUGGUCCAGCGACAGAGACGCUUCGUCUAACGGAAACGUCUGUCUUCAGAUAAAAACGAACAUUGUCAUAGGCGAAGAAGACUGUCUCUAUUUGAACGUGUAUACCAACGAUGUAACACCUUCAAAGAAAAGUGCUGUGAUGGUAUGGAUACAUGGUGGAGGCUUUUUUGUGGGAGACGGUACCUCGUUUUAUUACGGUCCCGAUUAUAUCAUGCGGAAGGAUGUGGUACUCGUCACCCUGAAUUACAGAUUAGGUGUUCUAGGUUUUCUCAAUUUUUAUGAGGAAAAGGCGCCGGGAAAUCAGGGCUUAAAAGAUGUAGUUAUGGCGUUAAGAUGGGUUAAAAGAAAUAUAUUGCAAUUCGGUGGAGAUCCCGAUAACGUCACAAUUUUUGGUCAAAAUGCGGGUGGAGUGAUAGUUCACUAUCUAACUAUUUCACCGUUAGCUAAAGGUUUAUUUCAUAAAGCAAUAUGUCAAAGUGGUGUCAUGACAGUUCCUUGGGCUUUCACUGAACAAGACGAUGCUAUCAAUAACGGUCUGAUGUUAGCCCAGAAGCUUGGUAAUGCGACUGUUGAUUUGGAAGACGCCUUGAAAUUUCUGAAAGACGUAGACGGAAGAAAAUUGAUAACAGCGGAGAUUGGCUUAGAUAUUUUGCUUGCAUUUACGCCGACCGUGGAUUCCAAGUCAUCGAAUCCUUUUUUACCAGAAAAUCCAUUGCAAUUAUUACGUAAUGGAAUUGAAAUGCCAAUCAUGUUCGGAUAUAAUAGCCAGGAAGGCAAUUUUUUUAUAAAAAUUGUUUCAGUGGUAAACUACGAGACUUUAAAGGAAAUUGAUUAUGAUUUCAAGAAAGCCAUAUAUCCUAGAGUUUUGCGUCAAUUACUACAACUUGGGAUCAGGGUACCAGAAUUACGAUCAUUGUAUUUUGGUAAUAAAACAGUGUCGGAGGAAACUAUAAAGAAUCUUUCUGAUUUUAUCGGCGAUCAGCAUAUCUAUAGAGGCAUUAUACAAGCAAUUGAUACUCAAAUAAAUUCUAAUAUUAACGAGUCGACUUACUUGUACAAAUUUUCGUACGAAAGUGAAACCUCUCCUGUGAAGAAAAUAUUUUUUCAAAAGCCGCUUUCAGGUACAUCUCACUUCGAGGAACUGGGCUAUUUAUUUUAUCCUCAUAUAGGAAAAACAUUCGGUGUGUUACCAUUUGCACGUGGUACGCCGGAUUAUAAAAUUAUGGAAUACUUAACGCAGAUGUGGACAAAUUUUGCUAAAACGGGAAAUCCAACACCUUCUUCAGCUAAUUUUACGUGGUCUCCAGUGAAAAAUGGAACUACGUAUGAUUAUUUAAAUAUUAAUAAAAAACCUCGAAUGACGAUUCUUAUUAAAGAAAACCAACGAUGGGAUUGGGAGAACAGACUUAUAUUAUUAAAAGGUUAUACCAAAUUGGAACAAUUUUCUGAUACAGAACCAUUCGUUAACUACACGAAACUUCACACAGACCUAUAGUAUGAGAUAAAAUAUGAAGAAAUUUAACUAAAAUUGAAUCGCUCUGAAAAGAAGCUUUUGGUGCAAAAAACUGACAAACUAACAAAAGACUGACAGUGAGAAACAAAGUAAUGUAUCAAUGGUGACCAAAGCUCAAUUGUUUUUUCAAUUUAAUAUCCUCCUUUUUUUAAAGCACAUAAUCUGUUUUUAGGUAUAGAUAUAUGU
Messenger RNA from Nylanderia fulva, 3240 nucleotides. The record is from RefSeq and is a predicted model, not a curated record. NCBI's taxonomy places the organism in Eukaryota, Metazoa, Arthropoda, Insecta, Hymenoptera, Formicidae.